Molecule: messenger RNA, 1638 nt
Organism: Aureobasidium pullulans EXF-150
Lineage: Eukaryota; Fungi; Ascomycota; Dothideomycetes; Dothideales; Saccotheciaceae
Product: BAR-domain-containing protein
Exons: 6
Coding region: 297-1595 (432 amino acids)
Cellular component (GO): cytoplasm
Molecular function (GO): protein binding
Source: RefSeq, a predicted model, not a curated record
UGUUGUCCAAUAGAGUCUGAGCUCAACAGAUUGAGUGACCUUCGAUCGUUAUCACCUUACUGUGGACUCGCUUCCUUUUAAAGCGCGCGAACCUGCCAGCCACUCGCGUUACCUUCUCCCCACUCCUACCACGUCACAUAAUUAAAUCAGUGCGGCAGUGCCCCUCUUGCCAGUACUUGCCCUCAUUUCCCGCCGACCCUUUGACCUGCUUCACAACUUGGAAGCACACGACUUCUCGGACACCGCACAUCCACCCUUCUUCUUUCUAGCAGACAAACCAACACAAUACCGCCAAGAUGAACAUCGGCAAGAGAUUCGACCGCAUGAAGCAAUGGACCGACGAGCGAAUGGGCAAAGAGAUCAAGACUGCCGCUUCGGACGAGUUCAAGGCGCUCGAGCUGGAGAUGCAAUUGAGACAUGAAGGUAUGGAGCGUCUCCAAAGGAGUAUGACGACGUACGUCAAGUCUCUGUCCAAGACCAAGGAGGCAGAAGACAAGGAAAAGACGCUGCCUAUCGCCUACCUCGGAGCCACCAUGGCCAGCCACGGAGACGACUUUGAGCCCGACUCGGAGUUUGGACAAUGCCUCUCGACCCUUGGUAGAGCCAACGAGAGGAUUGCUCGCAUGCAAGAGAGCUACGUCUCGAAUGCCACCAACAGCUGGCUGGAGUCAGUCGAGAGAUCAUUGGCUCAGAUGAAGGAAUAUCAGACUGCCCGCAAGAGACUCGAAACUCGCCGUCUCGCCUACGAUACAUCCAUGAACAAGUUACAAAAGGCAAAGAAGGACGAUUUCACCUUGGAAGAGUCGGCACGGUCACAAAAGGCGAAAUAUGACGAGUCGAGCGACGACGUACAACGCAGAAUGCUGGAUAUCAAGGAGGCCGAAGUUGACAGCAUCAAUGACCUUUCCACCUUCUUGGAUGCUGAAUUGGCAUACUACGACAGAGCACGAGAGAUUCUCAUGCAGUGCAAGAAGGACUGGCCAGCUACUUCUGCUGGUGCUGGCAGUGGACUGGCUAUCCCGGGAGGUCGCAGAGUGCCCAGAUCUCGCUCCAACACUGGCGCCUCUGCAUCUUUCCGUCAAAUCGACGAGGAUGGCCCAGUCACCGAUUUCCGCCCCCCAAUCCGCGCAAGAGCUCCGUCUGGUACAAACUCUCCUCGUCGUGAGUUGCCUGGCUUCGAUCUUCCUACCAGACCUUCCGCUCGUUUCGAAGGCCCUUCGAGCCUCAACUCCCGCGAUGCCUCUCCUGUCGCCAUGCCCCGCCUGUCCCGUGUACCCACGGAUUCAUCUCUCUCGCUGAGACAGGGCCUGCGCCCCUCCAAACGAAACGACAGCGCCAACUCGGACGUCUUUGGUGACCAGGACGACUAUGCCAUGGAUAACGACCGCUAUGCGGAUGAAAGAUCUGCUUCUCCUGCCUCUUACAACGCCCCACCUAGUUUCUCACGCUCUGCUAGUUGGUCUCAGCAAUCUCAGGACGGCGGAGCUAGGAAACUUGCCCCUCCACCACCACCUUCUAGAGCCAAGAAGCCCCCACCACCUCCACCGAUGAAGCGCAGUGCUUUGAGCUCGUCCGAUGUUCCGAGACAGUACUGAGUUUUCUCCGCAAUUUGGUCAUAGAACACGUUCUGAGCGUACG